This is a messenger RNA of Prunus dulcis (almond), 396 nucleotides long. Its product is annotated as urease accessory protein UreE-like. The coding region runs from base 9 to 275 and encodes 88 amino acids. NCBI's taxonomy places the organism in Eukaryota, Viridiplantae, Streptophyta, Magnoliopsida, Rosales, Rosaceae. The transcript is spliced from 2 exons. The record is from RefSeq and is a predicted model, not a curated record.
AUUACCAUAUGGCAUCUUCGAAAACUUUUCUUCUUCUUGGUCUUGUCUUUGCUGUUGUCCUUGUCUCCUCUGAGAUCGUCUCAGCUCGCGAGCUGGUUCCGACUACUGCUCAAACUCAGGAAAAUGUAGAGAAGGAUAACUAUGGUGACCAUUUUCACUGCCACGAGCAUGGACUUUGGGAGCAUGGCCAUUGCCACGGACACUGGGAGCAUUGUGGCCAUGGCUGCCACGGAAAAUGGGGACAUGGUGCUGCUGAGAGUGAAAUAGAGAAUUAGAUAUAAACCUAUAAUUUGCCUGUGGUAGUAUAUGUUGCAGGCAUGUUAUAAGGUUCAUAAAUAAAUCUUUGUUUGUCAAUAAAGCAGCAUUAAUUUGGUUGAGUAGAUCCAUAACUCCCAA